Molecule: messenger RNA, 1719 nt
Organism: Papaver somniferum (opium poppy)
Lineage: Eukaryota; Viridiplantae; Streptophyta; Magnoliopsida; Ranunculales; Papaveraceae
Product: factor of DNA methylation 2-like
Exons: 9
Coding region: 273-1301 (342 amino acids)
Biological process (GO): gene silencing by siRNA-directed DNA methylation
Source: RefSeq, a predicted model, not a curated record
UUUCUAACCAAAUACUCCGCAACAGUCCGUUUGAGUCAUGGAGAUUAAAACAGAGAAUAUAUUCUCUUCUAAUCUGCACUGAACCCUAAACCUGUCAAGAAAUUUUUGGUGAGAUGUAUAUUUUGUACAACAAACGAACAGAAACAUAUUCUCUUCUACUUUGAGCUUCCAUUACCUGCUGCUGUCUAGUCUUUCUGUAUCCAUUUUUCUCCAUUUUUGAUUCAAUUUCUAGGGUUUCUUAGGGAUUAUUUUGUCAAGCUUGAGGAAGAGCCAUGCCCAAAAUUCGUGAUUUCAGUUGGGGUGAAACAAAAAGAAGAACUGGGGCGCAACUAAAAAAGAUGAUUAUUGGUUCAAGUUUAUUGACAACUCAUUUACAUGAAGAGAUAAGGAGACUGAAGAAUCUUGUGUCUAGACUAGAUACGGAGAUAGAUGUAAAGAAUCGAAGGAUCGAAUUCAUGGAAAUAAAGAUGACCAACCUAUCAACAUCCCUUAGUAUAAUGAAAGAAGAAAGAGAUCAGCUGAAUCAAGCUUGUGUUGAGCUAACGACGUCACUUAAUAGAGUGACGAGUCUCCUGAAACAAGCUCAUCCUCAAGAUAUGAGAAGAAUGCAUGGGAGUAUGAAUGAGAACGAGACAUUGAGAAGAGAGUUAAGAAAUCGAAGGAUAGAACUUGCGCAGCAACGUAAGGAAAUCGAGAAGCGUGAGGCCCAAUUGGUUGUUUUGAGUGAGGAGGUGGAGGAUAUGUGCAAAAAACUGGAAGAGAAAGAUGAUGAGUUAGAUAGUAUGAUUAACCUCAAUAACACCCUUAUAGCCAAAGAGCGCAUCAGUAACCACGAGCUACAGGAGGCACGCCAAGUUCUAAUCGAGGGUUUGGAUGGGUUUGCAAAUAUACGUUCGCGUCCUCCUGUUGGGAUAAAGAGGAUGGGGGAGCUGAAUGAGAAACCAUUUCGAGAUAUUUGCAUUCAGAAGUUUUCGAGUAAAGAAUGGGAAAUAAAAUCUGUUGGGCUAUGCUCGUUGUGGCAAAAUAAAAUACAAGAUCCAGAGUGGUAUCCGUAUAAGAAGGUGACAAUCGAUAAAAAGCUUCAUGAGUGCCGUCAAUAUUUUGCGGUGCAGGAAGUAAUAAAUGAAGAUGAUGAAAAGUUGAGAGAGCUGAAAGAUGAAUGGGGCGAGGAAGUAUAUGAUGCAGUAGCUAAUGCUUCACUGGAGAUGAAUGAGUAUAAUACAAGUGGAAGAUAUCCAGUUCGGGAGCUUUGGAAUUUCAAGGAAGGAAGGCAAGCCAGCUUAAAGGAAGUAAUGGAAUAAGAGAAUGGCACUAUACCUAGCAAGAAUAUCCAAAGUUAGCAAGAGUUUCAAGACCCAGUAAGUGAAGGAAAAGCGUACAGAACUAUAAGAGAUUGGAAGAGAUUAUCAGUGACGUGCAGAAGAGGUCAGUCCAGGGCUUCCAGAGCCUGCACUGGGUAUCAACUUUGCAAGAGAUGGGAUGCAAGAAAACGACUAGUUAUCUCUGGUUGGUUCAGAAUGAUGCGUGAUUACUUGCAGUCGCAUUUUACUUUGGUGCCAUAUUUGGAUUUGAGAAAUACGAUAGUGGGAGGUCAAUUUACCUGCUGAAGAGGUCCCUCCUGAGCUUCCAGAGCCUGCACUGUGGAUCAACUUUGCUAAAGAUGGGAAGCAAGAAAAGGACUGGUUAUCUAUGGUUGCGGUUCACAGUGAUGCGUGGUUA